AUGACGUUGGUUCAACAAACCCAACCGCCUGUGACUCGCCUCGUCGGCAAACCUUUAAAAGCCACCGACCCCGCAAUUUCCCCGGCCAUGCCGCACAACGGGUUCUUCAGAAUUUCCUGUUUUGCUAUAAUCCUCGACCGGGUGAAUAUUGGGAGCCCUUUGGGUGAUUUGCUUUUCUCCGCUUCAAGUGCUGAGCAGUAUGAAACGGACCGACUUGGGGUGCUGUGGAUUAGUUGGUGGCGUUGGGGUAUGUCGAUCAUCGGCAGUCGUUAUUUACCGGUUCAGCGACUCCCAUUUUGUAGGUGA
Pochonia chlamydosporia 170 is the source of this 306-nucleotide messenger RNA. RefSeq lists its product as hypothetical. Lineage: Eukaryota; Fungi; Ascomycota; Sordariomycetes; Hypocreales; Clavicipitaceae. Bases 1 to 306 code for a protein of 101 amino acids. The transcript has a single exon. The record is from RefSeq and is a predicted model, not a curated record.